This is a messenger RNA of Mytilinidion resinicola, 1383 nucleotides long. RefSeq names its product FAD-binding domain-containing protein. The coding region runs from base 1 to 1383 and encodes 460 amino acids. Gene Ontology annotation, molecular function: FAD binding. The transcript is spliced from 6 exons. The record is from RefSeq and is a predicted model, not a curated record. NCBI's taxonomy places the organism in Eukaryota, Fungi, Ascomycota, Dothideomycetes, Mytilinidiales, Mytilinidiaceae.
AUGAGCGAGAACAACGCCGAAACUGGUCAGUACUCUUCUAACUUUACUGCCAGAAGAUCUCGUCUCACACCUAUAAGGUCUAGUACCUGCUGGCUCCCGGCAACCUGCUUCCUCAAGCUCACAACUACAUUGGAAGUAGCAGUUGCUCUGAGAUUCGUCAAGAAAUUCAAUUCUAGCUUCUCUAUUCGCAGCGGUGGUCACAAUUCGAAUCCUAGCUUCGGUAGUAUCGGGGAAGCCGGGAUUGUAUUGGACCUGGGUGCUCUGAACACGAUCAGCAUAUUGCCUGCAGAAAAUGUUGUGUCAGUGGGACCAGGUGCAACUUGGGACAAGGUGUAUGAAGAGCUUGAGAAGCAUAAGAUGACUGUCGUUGGGGGCCGGGUGUCUGGUGUAGGAGUCGGCGGUUUGAUUAUUAGAGGAGGCAUGUCCCAUUUCUCCAACCACUGGGGCCUUGUCUGCGACAACGUCAAGAACUUCGAGGUCGUGCUCGCCGACUCUACCAUAGUCAACGCAAAUGCAACGGAAAACAUCGAUCUCUUUCGAGCACUGAAAGGUGGUGGUUCUAAUUUCGGCAUCGUCACCCAAUUCGACCUCCACACAUACCCCGACUACCGCGUCUGGUAUACCUUCCGCGUUUACAGUGCCGAACAUACCGAUCGCGUCAUGGAAGCAUAUGUCAAAGUUCAGGAAGCCAUGGAAAUUGACGACCGCAUUGGCUUCUUCUUGAGUAUCAACGCAGGUUUCCUCGUUGCAGGUAUGCUGUACAGAGGAUCGACUAGGCCUGGAUCAGCAUUUAGGGCAUUCGAUGGUAUCUCGAUCAUGUCUACCCCGGUGCCAGAGAGGUACGGAACGCAGCUUUCGGUAGCACGCGCUGCUGCAAUGGAGAGGGAGGCAAAGUCCGUGCGAGAAACCGCUACCUCGAAUGUGAAAGCAGAUACAAAGCUCUACGCCGACUUGCACCGCAUUCUGCGGGAAACUGCCAACACCAUACCUCCAUCGAUCUCGCUUUCUUUUACCUUUCAACCUGUCGGCCUAUCCACUGCUAAGAAAGGACAAGAGCAUGGCGGUAAUUGCAUGAACAUCCCUCCGGAAAGCCAGUCGUGGCUUGCAAUCCUAUGCCAAUGGACAGACGAUGUAGACGACGGUUUAGCGCGAAAGAAACUUCGUGAGCUCGUCGGGGGUAUCGAAUCUCUAGCCAAAGUGCGUGGGAAACUCUUGGACUUCCAGUUUAUGAAUGAUGCAUCGUAUACGCAGUCACCGUUGCAGAGCUAUGGCGUCGAAAGUUUGGAAUCUCUUCGGGCGGUGAGUCGCAAGUGGGAUCCUGAAGGCGUGUUUCAAAAGCUACAGAGUUCUGGGUUCCUGUUGUCAAGAGCUGGGUCGGACUGA